UGUUGGUGUUGGUCCACUGUGUAUUAUCCAGUCCAAGCAGGCCCACACUGCCAAAAGUACUAAUACCUGGUUUAAGUACCAUGGUAUCCCUGUGCUUGAUUGGCCAGCAAACUCACCUGACCUAAACCCCAUGGAGAAUGUAUGGGGCAUUGUGAAAAUGAAGAUGCAAGACACCAGACCCAACAACACAGAAGAGCUGAAGGCCACUAUUAGAGCAACCUGAGCUUCCAUAACAUCCCAUAAUUAUCAAAAUUUAAAUAAAUAAAUACUUAAAAUAUAUCUUCUCAUCUUGAAAUAUACAAAUUAUUUAAUGACAUUCUAAUUUAUUAAAAUGCACCUAAACCACCCUUGCAACUGGAGGUGAAACUGUAAGAUCAUUAUUGUUCUUUUCUUUACCUUUCAGGGUUUUCUAUGUUAUGGCUGAUUGGUAUAUGUGUCAUUAAGAUGUGCAAUCUGUGCAGCCUUGAAUUCUACUAUUCAAAUAAUGAAUCUUCUCUUGAAUACUGUAUUUCCUACUUUUUUUCAUUCAGGGCCUCAUCUCAGUACGAUUGCUAAAAUCCUUUUUUUUUUGUUAUCGAUGAUUGAUGUAUUGAUGAUUGAUACCUUUAACACAGAUUCAGCAGAUUAUUGCUCUGCCCUCACAUAUGAUAAAAGUGAUGCUAAUUAUUAAAAUUGUUAUAUCUUAUCUAACUAUUACUUAUCUAAGCACCUUGUCCUUGAUUCGUUAAAUCUUAUCUAUAGCACUUGCUUAUAUAAAUACUAAUAACCGAACAACUGUCUGAUAGUUUUCAAAACUUUGUCAGACUUCGUGGAAUUUGUCAUGACAAUACAGGUAAGCCUUAUUUUUUAAAUAGACACUUACAUUUAAAUAUUUUCAAUAUGAUCAGCUUAUAAAAUGAUUUUGGUUUUAUUAGAUUACUGUCAGCUUCCUUUCAUCAUGAAAGAUAAGGAUUCAGAAAUUGCUAUUGUUGGCAUAGGAUGUAAUUUCCCUGGAGGUGAGGGACUUGAUAAUUUCUGGAAUGUCUUGCUUGAGGGAAAGAACUGUGCAGUGCCGAUACCAUUCGAAAGGUUUGACCAGAAUGAAUGGUGUGAUCAAGAUGACAAUAAGGCAGGAAAGUCACGGACAGCAAAAGCUGCAUUUGCUGAUGGAUUCAAUGAGAUUGAUCAGAGAUUCUUCGGCAUCACUGAUGCUGAGAUGGAGCAGAUGGACCCACAGCACAAGAUGCUUCUGCAGUGCACUUACAGGGCACUUGAGAAUGCCGGCAUGCCCAUGGAGAAGGCCAGUGGGAGCAAAACAGGAGUUUUUCUGGGCCUGAUGAACAGGGACUAUGAACUCACCAUGGCUAAUGUCAAUCCUGUUAUCAUUAACCACUGCACUGGUACUGGUAUAGCCAUGAGUAUAGCUGCCAACAGAAUCUCUUACGCCUUCAACUUUACUGGACCUUCUUUAUCCAUUGACUGUGCCUGCUCUUCAUCUCUUGUUGCUCUUCAUUUGGCCUGUCAAGCCAUGAGACAAGGGGACUGUGAAAUGGCUGUGUUUGGUGGUGUUAACUGCAUUUUUCAGCCAAGAGUAUUUGUGGCUCUAAGCAAGGCAAAGAUGAUCUCACCUGAUGGAACCAGCAAACCAUUUUCCAACACAGCAGAUGGCUAUGGCAGAGGAGAAGGCUGUGGUGUCAUCCUGCUGAAGUCCUUGAAAAAGGCUCUUCAAGACAAUGACCAUAUAUGGGGCAUAGUCUGCAAAACAGCAGUAAAUCAAGACGGCCGCACUGUCACUCCGAUCACAAAGCCAUCUAUGGUCCAGCAGGAGGAGCUGCUCAAUACAAUUUACUCUACAGGGACCUACCUGUCUGAUAUCCAGUACGUAGAGGCUCAUGGGACCGGGACUCCAGUGGGAGAUUCAGUAGAAGCAGGAAGCAUCUCUAAAGUCAUUGCCAAGGCACGGCCCUCAGAGUUAGGGCCGCUCCCUAUUGGCUCAGUUAAGAGUAACAUCGGACACACGGAAUCUGCAGCAGGAGUGGCAGGACUGAUUAAGGUACUUCUAAUGAUGAAGCAUGAAACCAUUGUACCUUCAGUAUUCUACUCAGAGGAAAGUUCUAGCAUAGAUGUUCAAGCUCUUAAUCUAAAGAUUCCUACCAAAGCUGAAAAAUGGGUCACUAGCAGAGGUUCAGUGAGAGUUGCUGGGAUAAAUAACUUUGGGUUUGGAGGGACGAAUGCACAUGCAGUUGUAAAGCAAUAUCUUAAGACAAAAUCGCCAAAGGAAGCUGUCAAAAAACAGCACAAUUUUUUCAUACUUUCUGCAGCAUCAGAGAAAUCAUUGGCAAAUAUGGUAAAAGACACUGUAGAGAAUAUCAGUGCGAAUAAUAUAAGUGAUUUACAAAGCCUGGUAUAUACUUCCGGCUGUAGGAGAAGUCACUGGAAACAUAGAUAUCGGAAAGCAUUUCACGCAUCAUCUCUGACUGAUUUAAAAGAGAAACUUAUGUAUGUUCAGGACAAAAAGAUUGUGCUAGCAAAGAAGCUUCCAAGACUAGUGUUUGUGUUUUGUGGGAAUGGUGUUACAUAUAAAGGUAUGUGCAAACAGCUUCUAAAAGAGGAAUCUAUUUUCAGAGAGAAAGUGAGAGAGAUUGAUGAUCUUUUCCAAAGAUACUUUAAAAUUGGCCUAGUAGAAAUACUUGAGGGUGAGUCUGAACCUGAGGUUGGUUUCUCAGCACCAGAAAUUGUUCAGCCUCUCUUGUUUGCCGUACAGGUUGCCAUCGCUAAUCUAUUAAUGCAAUGGGGGAUUAGACCAGAUGCUGUUCUUGGACAUUCUGUUGGAGAAGUCGCUGCAGCUCAUUGCUCUGGUCUGUUGUCGCUUGAGGAUGCAGUAAAGGUCAUCUACUAUCGCAGUAGUUUGCAGAGCAGAGUAACAGGAGGGAAAAUGCUUGUUGUAAGCAACAUGCCUGUAUCAGAUGUGUUAAAACGUCUUCCUUCUUACUCUGGGAGGAUUUGCUUAGCUGCACAGAACAGUCCUCAGUCAUGCACACUUUCAGGAGAAGAAGAUGCUAUUGAUAAUUUGCACAAGAGCUUGAGCAAUUCCAAUGAAGGUAAAAAUUUGUUCCUGCAUGUUUUAGAUGUGCCUGCUGCUUAUCAUAGUCACAUGAUGGAUCCUAUUGUGGGAGAAGUAGAGAAUAGUAUAGGCCAACUGCACGCACAGAACUUACACACAGAAUUAUUUUCCACAGUGUCAGGAGACAAGGUAUGCCCAACUGAUUUUGUUAAUGGUAAAUACUGGGCAAGGAACAUCCGAGAACCAGUCGCUUUUGAACAAGCACUAAAAUCAGUUAAACUGACCAAGAAUGAGAUAUUUGUUGAGAUUGGCCCAAGAAGGGCUUUGCAGAGAAACAUCAUUGAGACUCUUGGGAAUGACACUGUGGUGUUGUCAUCAGUGCAGCCUGAUAAAGAUGUUGAGACAAUGCUGACUGUUGUAUCCAAAUUGUUUGAAAUGGGAAUCAAUGUAGAUUGGGACCAGUUUUACAAAGGCUCUGAGAUGGAACCAAUUAUUUUUCCAAGGUAUCAGUUUGACAGUGUGAGGAAAGAUGUACUAACUGAAGCAAAUCUCUCUGGUGACAGUAGUGUCCAUCCUGUUAUUACACAGUUAAGUAAAAAUGGCUUAGAUUUCAGCUGUGACCUCUCCUCUGAAGCAUUGUCCUAUCUGUAUGAACAUAAACACCAAGGUGUUGCCAUCGUCCCUGGGGCAUUUUACGUUGAAUUAGGCUUAGCAGCCACCAUGACGAGUAUUAAACCAAAAAUGCCCCUCAGCUCUCUGCAGCUCAGUAUAAAGUUUCACAGUCCAUGUAUUUUGUCAGAAAAUAUACCUGACGUGAAAGUACGAUUGGAUUCGACUAAAAGCACAGCAGGGCAUAGCUUUCAGUUUAAGGUGCACUCUUCAUCAGUAAGCUAUGCAUCAGGGAAAGUUGAGUCAACACAGGUAAGGUUGCCCGAAGAGCCAUACAUUUCACUGAACUGUGUCUCUGAAAGAUGCCAAUCUGUUGUGAGUUCUGAGGAGUUCUAUAAGAACCUAGCUUUGGGUGGAUUUCAGUACGGCCCCAUUUUUAAAAAUAAGGGAAAUGUAUAUUAUGGAGAGGAACUUGCAGAAGCAUAUUCAAUUGUUACUGUUCCAGAUGAAAUAUUGCCCCAACUACAUGAGUACUACAUUCAUCCUGUAGUCCUAGACUAUCUCAUGCAACUUGUUCCUGUUACAGGAACAUAUCAUUUCUUGGGAAGGCCUGGAUUUCCUUCACAAAUAGGCAGCCUAACUGUGUUUGAACCGUUGCAGAAGGAAAUGGUUGUGUAUUUGAGAGCAACACAUAUGGGAAAUGAGGAACUUAUAAUUUGUGGCUGUUUUGCUGACAAAGAUGGCAGGGUUCUGGUUGAACUCAAGAAUGUAGUCAUUACCUACCUAGGGAAUCGCUCUCGUGUUGUAGAGGAGUACUUUUUUCACAACAGUUACAGUGUAGUGUCAGAGCCUGACAACUUCUCAACACCGACAUCAUUGGUUUUUGCUGAUGAGUUAGGAAUUUCUAAAGGCCUACAACAAUACUUGGACCCAAAGUCAAAAUACAUUUCCUCCACGCAUGCCAAAGUACUGACAGAACAUGGAUUUGAAGCUUUUCUGUCUGACCUAAACAUCCAAAAGGUCGAUACAAAUUUCCAGGAAGUCUUGUUUAUGUGGGGUGCUGCAGACUUGCACAAAACAGAGAAUGUAUUAGAUUGCAUGGCAAGUUGUUGUGAAAAUUUCCGGGUAAUUAUUGCAGGCCUUAAGUUAAUGCAUUUCCCAAACUCCAUCAGGGUAGUUACCUACCGGUCAUCAGAAGGAGCAGUAGACCACAUCAGUUCUGGUUUUGUACUGUCUGGAAUGACAAGAGCAUGUGCAGCUGAAUUGUCAGAUCUCUCCUUUCAGUUAAUAGACAUUGAUUCUAGUAAUGACCUAAAAGCUUUGGCUAAGAUCAUCAGAUCAUUUCCCUGCAGCAAAUACCCAGAGCUGGUCAUAAAAAAUGGCCAGAUUCUUAAGCCCCAGAUUAUUCACACACCGAUGUCAGACAUUUCAGAUCAAAAUAUCGAAAAAUCACAGUGUGAAAGCUUUAUCUUGCAAACCUCUGAUCCCUACAAAGCAACAGGCCUUUCAGCAGUUGUUUCUGAAGAAUGCCCUGAACCUAUUCAAAAGAAAAAUGUGGAGACCCAGCUGUGUAAAGUAUGCGUGCAUUCAUCAGACUAUUUCCCAGUUAGCGUUUCUGAUCUUAAAUUUGGUCAGACACUGUACUGGAACAAACACACCUCUCAGAACCACAAACUUUUAGCACUUGACUUCAGUGGAACUGUCACAGCUGUGGGAAAUGAUGUGAAAGAACUGAAAGUGGGAGACCAUAUAGUUUCCUGUUACCCUGUUGCUGCCUGUAACAAAGUUGUUAUUCCAGCAGAUGCAUGCUACAAAACAAGGAGGCUUAAAUUUCUGAAGGACACUCCCUGUGUAUCUUACUUUAUACUCGCUUGGGAGAUCUUACACUCUGCACUGCCAAAGGGCAGACACCAAAAAUUGGGUAUUUUCUCCCCUAUCCCGGACUCAGUCAUAGUGAAAGUAUUAACUGUCACAGCAGUCAAAUCAGGUUGGAGUGUCACUGUGGCCAAGAACACUGACCAACUAUGUCAUGAUUUUAAUGAGAUGGCAGCAAUUGUGCUUCUCCCUCCGUAUGAUGAAACUGUCAUUACAAAAUCCAGUCAAAUGACAAGUGUUAGAGACAUUGUCCUUGUUGCUGACAACCAGCUAAACACCUGUGUCAGUCAGCUUGCUUUUAGAGGUCAAAAUAAUGAGGUUCAUAUGAAAAUCCUUUUCUCAUCAAGCCUAAUGCAAAAGCAGUCAAUUAGAGCACAGAAAUCACACAUCUUUUACUGGCUAAAAAACAUGCAUUUGGACAGAAUAUUUGGGGGUUUUAAAAACCACACCAUUCAGAACUCAAAAAUAGAGAACACUAAUUGCUUGCUUUCAGAAUCAUACUUCAGAUGCCAGACCAUUCCAGUGGUGGUCUUGGGGCAUGAUGCCAAGAAUGAACCUUCCGAUAUCCCACUGAUACCAGAAGCCAAAAAGCUGUUCCAGAAGCAUUGUGUUUACAUUGUGACAGGGGGUCUGUCAGGACUUGGAUUUCAGACAGUGAAGUUCAUCGCUCAAAGGGGUGGAGGGAAUAUUGUGAUCCUGUCUAGGAGUGGUGCAAGUGAUCAGAUAGAACAGGAGAUGAAUAAUGUAAAAAACCAGUGUCAGUGCUCAAUCACAAGAUUACAAUGUGACGUUUCAGUCGCAGAGCAGGUUCACCAAGCAGUUACUCAGAUCGGUAAACUGUUUCCAUCCAAACCAAUCAAAGGAGUGUUCCACAGUGCAGUAAUCCUCCAUGAUGGACUAAUUGAGAGCCUAAACAAAUCCCAUUAUGAGAAAGUCAUGCGGCCAAAAGUGAAUGGUGUAAUUAACCUUCACUAUGCUACCGAGCACUGUGAUUUGGAUUAUUUUGUGUGCUACUCCUCUAUCUCGGCCUUCCUUGGCAAUGCUUCACAAACAAACUAUGCCUCCGCCAACUCAUUUAUGGAUGCCUUCUGCCAGUAUCGCAGAAACAAUGGACUUCCUGGGCAGGCGAUUAACUGGGGAGCUUUAAAUCUGGGUCUCCUGUUGAACCAACACCAUUUCCAAAGAUUUCUGGAGUCAAAAGGAAUGAUGAUCCUGGAAGUGUCAGAAAUUCAUGAUAGUCUUGAGCAGUGUCUUUUGAUUAACAAACCUCAACAGGUCGUGUGCAGAUUCCAUUUCAAGAACAUUAGAUAUAAUGUUCUGUCUCAAAACAAAUCCCUCACCCAGCGGUUAUCAGCACUGGUAGAGGAAGAGCUCAAAAAGUCUAAAAUGAUCAACUCAAAACUUGAACAGACUAACACAAUCUCUUCACCAAGUGAAUAUAUCAAAUCACUAAUAAGUGAAAAUAUUCACAUUGAACAAGAUGAGCUGAGUGAUGAGAUCUGUCUAUCAUCACUGGGUAUUGAUUCCAUGCUAGCCAUGACGUUGCAGAACCUCAUUUUUCAAGAUAAAGGAGUGAGUGUGCCUCUGGUAACAAUCCUGGAUCCGGAAAAGACAAUUUCUGACUUGAUUAAAAUACUGGAAAUGGAAAAUGGUGGAAAUGAAGAGGAUGGCAAUGACUUCCUCCCUGGUGAAGAGAUGACAGUAUUCUAGUUCUUUCCACAGAAGGUGAUUUAUUUAGCAAUGGUUGCUGUGCAGCUUAAAUUUCAAUUAAAAUUCUAGCGUUUGUCACUCAUGCACCAUUUCGUAUUUGUAUUCACUAGGAUAUUAUCAAACUACAUAUACUUAUGAAUGUUAAUGCAUAAUAAAUGUCAUAUACUUAUAAAAGUUAGUAUUUAUUUGGAUAUUGCACUAAAGUUAGCAAAUGUUCUCUGUACAGUGCUAUGGCUGUAAUAUAUACUGUAUAUUCUUGAAUUACUGUAUAUUAUGCACUAUUAUACACUAGGAAUUUGUAUAUAGUUUUAUGCAGUUCGUAGCUAGCUGAGUGUAUCAACAUUGCAUGUCAAACUUUUGGAAAUAAAUGCAUAUUUUUUUGA
This is a messenger RNA of Clarias gariepinus (North African catfish), 7620 nucleotides long. RefSeq lists its product as uncharacterized. Gene Ontology annotation, biological process: fatty acid biosynthetic process. The coding region runs from base 896 to 7237 and encodes 2113 amino acids. The record is from RefSeq and is a predicted model, not a curated record. The transcript is spliced from 7 exons. Gene Ontology annotation, molecular function: 3-oxoacyl-[acyl-carrier-protein] synthase activity; fatty acid synthase activity. NCBI's taxonomy places the organism in Eukaryota, Metazoa, Chordata, Actinopteri, Siluriformes, Clariidae.